Protopterus annectens (West African lungfish) is the source of this 2199-nucleotide messenger RNA. RefSeq names its product sialidase-4-like. Gene Ontology annotation, molecular function: exo-alpha-sialidase activity. NCBI's taxonomy places the organism in Eukaryota, Metazoa, Chordata, Ceratodontiformes, Protopteridae. The coding region runs from base 168 to 1688 and encodes 506 amino acids. The transcript is spliced from 4 exons. Gene Ontology annotation, biological process: oligosaccharide catabolic process; ganglioside catabolic process. The record is from RefSeq and is a predicted model, not a curated record. Gene Ontology annotation, cellular component: cytoplasm; membrane; lysosome.
UAAUGGGUACCUUUAAGUAACCUGGAGAGUUUCCUUGUUUUUUCUGUAGUAGUAAUUUCAUUUCUAGGGCUGGGUUGCCUUUAAAGGUAGCUCUCAGUUCCUGUUUUUUUAUGUAGUAUUUAAUUUUGUAAAAGUGUGGGGUUUGCUGUGCUGCUGAUACUGGUACAAUGGAAUCUCGCCAUUUCCCAGCAAGAACUGUGGUAUUUAAGAGGGAACGAAAUGGUGUGACCUAUCGAAUUCCAGCCCUCCUUUACAUUGCUCACUCUAGGACACUGCUGGCCUUUGCUGAAGAGAGACUCAGUCCAGCUGACAUUGAUGCCAAGUUCCUAGUUCUCCGUAGCGGAACCUUCUACAGGAGCUAUGUUGAGUGGGAGGACAUGAAAGCACUACAAUCGGCUCAUUUGAAGAAUCACCGGUCCAUGAAUCCUUGCCCUGUCUACGAUGAAUUCACUGGCACUGUUUUCCUCUUCUUCAUAGCAGUAUUGGGCAAUACAUCGGAGUCUUAUCAACUUGUCACAGGAAAGAAUGUCACAAGGCUUUGUUAUAUUACCAGCACGGAUCAGGGACGCAGCUGGAGUUCAGUUACUGAUUUGACAGAGACAACUAUAGGAUCAUCAAUCAAGGGUUGGGCUACCUUUGCUUUGGGCCCUGGACAUGGAAUUCAGUUGAAAUCUGGUCGUCUUGUGAUCCCAGCUUACACUUAUCAUAUUGACUGCAAAGUCUGCUUUGAAAAGAAGUGCAAUACAACCCCUCAUUCCUUCACUUUCUACAGUGAUACCCAUGGGAAGAUUUGGAAGUUUGGGGAAUUUAUUCCUAAUCUUGAGACUCUGGAAAACCAAGUGGUGUCAGUAGAUGAGGAAGAUGGAACCACUCUUCUGUACUGCAAUGCCAGAAGUUCCCUAGGGUUUCGUGUCCAAGCUGUUAGCUUUGAUGAUGGAGCAGUCUUUGAGACAGGACAACUCGUACAAAAGUUGGUUGAACCACCUCAUGGCUGUCAUGGUAGCAUUAUUGGGUUUCCAGCCCCUUUUGAAAAAAACUGCAUUCACCCACUGCAAGGCAAUGCUAUUAAUCGUGAAACAACUGCAUUGACAGGGGCUGAGUCCUUCAAACCAUCUGCGAUUAUUGACAGUUACUGUAUUAAUAAGGAUUGCCAAAGUACUCCAUUUUAUGCACAUCUGAAUGAAAACCAGAUGGGGCUGGAAGGGCAGCAGGAUAUUUCUGGAUGUAGUGACAUCAGUAACUUAAAGGUACAUAAUCCACUUUCAGAUCCUAAUAACUGCUGUAAGGGAGCUAUACUACUAUCUUCCUCCAAAUUCAAGCUACAAACACCUACUUGGAUGCUUCACUCUCACCCUACAAGCCCAACUUCCCGUAUAAAUAUGGGCAUAUACCUUAGUACCUUCCCAAGGGAUCCAGAUAGCUGGACAGAUCCUUGGGUCAUUUAUGAAGGUCCUAGUGCUUACUCUGAUCUGGCCUCCAUUGAGCUGCAUUCUGCUUCUGGUGAUCAUCAUAUUCCAGCUAUGGCCUUUGCUUGCUUGUAUGAGAGUGGCCACAAGGUUCCAUAUGAAGAAAUCUCUUUCAGCAUGUUCACACUCUAUGAACUUGUACGCAAUAUUCCUUACAAAGCUGGCUUACAAAUGAAAAUGAAUAGAGCAAACAGAGUGCCUCUGUGCUGUCCAAUUAAUUAACUUGGUUAGUCAGAGCAUUAGUGCAUCAAGAAAAUGGUAAUUUCUCUGUUGGGUCUACAGCAUCCUAGGACUUUUUGGCUACUUUCAUUCAACAGACUGAGACCAUUUGAUCCAUCUAGAAAUGACUAAACCUGUGUUUGUAAUAUCCAUUUUCCAAGGCACAUUGCACAAUUCAUGACUGAAGUUUAAAUUUGUAUUGCAUCUUCUGUUUAAGACCCUGUCCAGUCAAAACGGGUCCAUCUAGAAAUGACUAAACCUGUGUUUGUAAUAUCCAUUUUCCAAGGCACAUUGCACAAUUCAUGACUGAAGUUUAAAUUUGUAUUGCAUCUUCUGUUUAAGACCCUGUCCAGUCAAAACGGGUCCAGAUUAGUAGCUUGCCUGACCUAGCAACAUAUUAAAACAGAGAUGUCACAUUUUUCACUUCUGCACAUCGGCAAAUCCCAUUAAAUAUAAUGGCAUUAUAAAUUAAUGUGGUAAAAUUUUUUACACAAUAAAUAUGCAAUUUCACAAA